Messenger RNA from Fusarium sp. VM40, 2097 nucleotides. NCBI's taxonomy places the organism in Eukaryota, Fungi, Ascomycota, Sordariomycetes, Hypocreales, Nectriaceae. The record is from the annotation of a GenBank genome assembly.
AUGCCUCCUCCUAAUCCAGACUGGGUCAAGGCCCUUACGCCUUCAGGCCCCCAGGGCUCAGAGCUUAUCGCCCAGGAACGCGCCAAGUCAGACAUUGACGUGGAUCAGCUGGCCAGCUUCCUCUUCACAAAGGAGGUCCUCGCCAGGAAUAGCAAGAUCCUCAAGAUCCUCCAGGCAGACCCCGUCUUCGACAAGUCGCAGAACUACUUCCGCGGCCGCACAGACAGACUCGAAGCAGCCCUCGCCAGAGGAAAGGCCCUGAAGCGUCUGCGCGACAGGCACCAGUGGAACGAUGACGACUUCCAUGCAGCCAAUGAGCUCAUCAGCGAGCCUACUCCCUACGGUCUGCACUCUACCAUGUUUCUGAAGACCCUCGAGGAGCAGGGCACGCCGGCGCAGCACAAGCUCUUCCUUGAGCGCGCGCGCAACUAUGAGAUCAUCGGAUGUUACGCACAGACUGAGUUGGGCCACGGUUCUAAUGUCCGCGGUCUUGAGACAACGGCUACGUGGAACCCUGAGGAUAAGACCUUCACUAUGCACUCGCCUCAUCUCACUGCGUCCAAGUGGUGGAUUGGAUCUCUGGGCAAGGCUGCUAACCACGCUGUUGUCGUCGCCCAGCUGAUCCUCAACGGCAAAUCCUACGGCCCUCACCCCUUCGUCGUCCCCAUCCGCGACAUGAAGACCCAUGAGCCUCUCCCUGAUGUCCACGUUGGUGAUAUUGGUCCCAAGUUCGGUUACAACACCAUGGACAACGGUUUCCUUCUUUUCAACCACGUCAAGAUCCCCCACGUCAACAUGCUGAACCGCUUCUCUGGUAUCGACCCUGAUACCGGAAAGUACAUCCGUCCUUCGAACCCUGCUCUUAUCUACGGAACCUUGACCUUUAUCCGCUCCUCCAUCGUCUUCCAAUCAGGCUCUGUACUUGCCCGUGGUGUCACCAUUGCCACUCGCUACUGUGCCGUGCGACGACAGUUCCAGGACCGCGAUGCUGACGCCGGAGAGACUGGCGAGAACCAGGUCCUCAACUACACCAUGGUGCAGCACCGUCUCCUUCCUUUGCUCGCUGCUUCUUACGCCCUGCAUUUCACUGGCCGUGCUAUGAUUAACCUCUACAACGCCAACCAGAAGCGCAUGGCUCAAGCCCGUGAUGGCGCCGAGAGCAAGCGCCAGCCUGGCCCCGAGGAGCUUAACCCCGGCAGCGACCAUCUCGCCGAUCUGCACGCCAUCUCCUGCUCUCUCAAGGCCUUUGCAUCCACCACAGCCGCCGAAGGUCUAGAAGUCUGCCGUCGCGCCUGCGGUGGUCACGGAUACUCCGCCUUCUCCGGCAUUGGCAGCUGGUAUGCUGAUUACCUGCCCACCGUCACAUGGGAGGGCGACAACUACAUGCUUACCCAGCAAGUUGCCCGAUACCUCCUCAAGUCCGCUCGCGCCGUCCUCGCCGGCAAGGCCCCCAACAACGGCAUCUCCAAAAUCUUCAAGGAGUUCAUCCGAAGACAGGACAUCGGCGCCGCAUUCGACGUUCUCGACAGUGAUCAAGAUCUUGUUGAUGCUUUCGCAUGGCGCGUGUCGUUCCUGACCUUCGAGGCUCUCAAGCACAGAGAUGAGGAGAAGCAGUCCUGGAACAGCCUGCUCAUCGACUUCUGGCGUCUGUCCACCGCCUACGCGCAGUACCAAGUAGUCAAGAACUUCCACGAGGCCCUCCAGGAGGAGAGCACCAAGUCCUCUCUGGACCCCAGCACCCUCACCGCCUUGCACAAGCUCUUCGAGCUCUUCGCCCUGCACCACCUACAGAGCUCAGCCUCCGAGUUCUUCACCAGCGCUGCCACAACCGUGCGACAGAUCCAGCUUGCGCGCACCAAGCGAACACUCUCUCUUCUGGAGGACGUGCGACCUCAUGCCGUGAGACUUGUCGAUGCGUGGUCAUUCCCCGACUGGCAGCUUGACAGCGCUCUGGGUCGUUACGACGGAAAGGUCUACGAGGACUUGUUCCAUCGUGCCUCGGAGGUGAACCCCGUGAAUGAUAUUGUAUUUGAUCCUUAUCCCGAGUCGGAUGUUUUGUUUAGGAAGAAUGCGGCUGGACCCAAGGCCAAGUUGUAA